AUGGAGCGGCGUCUCUGGCGAGUCUCUGUCCUCCUCUCGGCGUCUCUCUGCCUGGCGGCGGCGCAGGUCCAGACGGUGCUCUACCGCCGCGUCGCGGCCGGUGUGCCCUCCCUGACGCCUCAGGCGGCGGUGUCGGCUCCGUCCCAGUUCCUCUGCGCGGUCUGGUGCGGCGCGGCCGGUCCUCUCGGGGGCUGUGAUGGUCUGACGUACCACCCGAGCGGCUCGUGUCGGCUGUUCUCGGGAGCUGCAGACGCUGACCUGGUGACCGCUCAGGACGCCGAGGUCAGGACGUUUGUACGGAUACGGCCCGCAACAGGCACACUGUCUACUGUGUCUGGAAAUGGCUCUACUCUUGUCUUCACCACGGUCAGUUCUGGAACAUCUACAGAAACUAUCGGAACAGCCACCGCGGCUCAAACGCCCAUUUCAACCACAACGGCAUCAACGGCAGUCACGGAGCCUCAGCCGGUCACCGACGCAACGACCGCCAUCUCAACGACCGUCGUCGCUGCCACCAGUACAACAAUACCAACAACAACAACAGUAGCGGCAACAACGGCCAUCUCCACCACCGCCGCCGUACCGCCGACCCCGCCCGCUGGUUUCACCGAGUGUGCCGGGAUCUUCCUCCGCCUGCUCACCCGUCCCUCCACCUACUCCAGAGCGGAGACUUCGUGCGCUGACCAGGGCUCCUUUCUGGUGGUUCCCCGCACGGCUGAGCAGAACCAGUGCGCCCUGGAUCUGGCCGCGGGGACUAACGCCUGGAUCGGGGUCACCGACAGGGUCACAGAGGGGGAGUUUGUGGCGGCCGACGGCCUGGGGCCGCUGGAGACCACCUUCUGGGACUACUACAGUCCGAAUAAUAACGGCGGAGUACAGCACUGCGGCGAGCUCUACUUUGACUACACCCGACAGUACCCCGAUCCCGGCUGGAACGACGUAAGGUGUGAUGUUAACCGUAAUUUUAUUUGCCAGUGGAGACCGUAAUUCUAACGUUCGAAAACAUGAUCGAUUGAAUUUUGUUCAUCCCGGAAUAUGUUUAGAGUCGUUAACCAACAUAUUUACAGACAUGAUAACUAGUGCCGGCCUUCAGAUGUGAAUUGAUCGUGCGAGUGCGACAUAGAUAAUGCGAUGUAGGUACAUAAUGCAAAUAUCACCAUUGAGUUGUUAGGGUAAGGGCGGGUAAGAGUACGCGGGCGAUAAGAGUACGCAUCAGCUGUUUCGGUUGCUUAGCAACGCGGGCUUGUCGAGUUCAUAAAGUUACAUGAAGCCGCCAGUGCGUGCUUGUCACCAACGGAACGUGGGCGUUGAGCGGCGACGCUGUUGAGUUUAAGGCGAUGAAUAUUAUUUUCGAGCGUUAUGAUAUUAUUAUGGUAUGGUACAAUAAUUUUGAUACUUGGCAGUUGAGAUAAGGUACAUUUUCGUGAUUGUUGUGGGAAACUUGUGAGGUUAUCUGGGGAAAUACUGUGCAGUGCAAUAUUAUGUUUCCGAAGUUUCGCACAACGUUUCGGGGUUGUUUUGUGCGCGAAUUGCAUGUACGGUAAGAGGACGCACUGUUCAGGAGGGUAAGAGUACGCAGAAUUAUACAUUAAAUCGAAUAUACAGAAAUAUAAAAUUAUUUAUAUAUC
Molecule: messenger RNA, 1628 nt
Organism: Amphibalanus amphitrite
Lineage: Eukaryota; Metazoa; Arthropoda; Thecostraca; Balanomorpha; Balanidae
Product: integumentary mucin A.1-like
Exons: 2
Coding region: 1-987 (328 amino acids)
Source: RefSeq, a predicted model, not a curated record